Molecule: messenger RNA, 1717 nt
Organism: Pistacia vera
Lineage: Eukaryota; Viridiplantae; Streptophyta; Magnoliopsida; Sapindales; Anacardiaceae
Product: beta-glucosidase 12-like
Exons: 13
Coding region: 30-1562 (510 amino acids)
Biological process (GO): carbohydrate metabolic process
Molecular function (GO): beta-glucosidase activity
Source: RefSeq, a predicted model, not a curated record
CUUAUUCAAAGUUGAAAUCAUAAUCAAAUAUGGCUAUGCAAACCUCUCUUCUACAAUUCCUCCUGCUCCUUAUCACCUUGCUAGCUCAAACCUAUAGCUUCAUAGCAGCUGAACAUAUCUAUACUCCCUUCAACCGGAGUUCUUUUCCAAAAGGUUUCAUCUUCGGAACAGCAUCCGCUUCUUACCAGUAUGAAGGUGCUGCAAAUGAAGAUGGGAGGGGCCCUAGUAUAUGGGAUACCUUCACUCAUAAUUCGCCAGAAAGAAUAACGGAUCGGAGCAAUGGAGAUGUUGCAAAUGAUUUCUACCACCAUUACAAGGAAGAUGUGAAGAUAAUGAAGGAAAUGAAUACAGAUGCUUUCAGAUUCUCCAUUUCGUGGUCUAGAAUACUACCCGGUGGAAAGUUAAGCGGGGGAGUGAACAAACAAGGCAUUAAUUUUUACAACAAUCUCAUCAACGAGCUCCUAUCAAACGGUCUGCAGCCCUUUGUGACUCUCUUUCAUUGGGAUCUUCCUCAAGCCUUGGAAGAUGAGUAUGGUGGCUUUUUAAGCCCUCGCAUUGUGGACGAUUUUCGAGACUUCGCAGAAGUUUGCUUCAAAGAAUUUGGUGAUCGUGUGAAGCAUUGGAUCACUCUAAAUGAACCAUGGACAUACAGUGGUAAUGGUUAUGCCUUGGGCUCACUUGCACCUGGCCGGUGUUCCAAAUGGGUAAAUGCAGCAUGUCAGGCCGGAAACUCCGCCACUGAACCUUAUAUUGUUGGUCACCAUUCGCUACUUUCUCAUGCCGCAGCUGUCAAACUAUACAAGCAAAAAUACCAAGCGAUUCAAAAGGGCAAGAUUGGGAUAACACUGGUGUCUCAUUGGAUGGUACCUUACUCCAAAAAGAAAGCUGAUGUUGAGGCAGCAUAUAGAGCCCUUGAUUUCAUGUUUGGAUGGUACAUGGACCCAAUUAUCUAUGGUGAUUAUCCAUUCAGCAUGAGAAGUAUUGUGGGACAAAGGCUCCCAAAGUUCACCAAGGAGCAAUCAGAAAUGGUUAAAGGAUCUUUCGAUUUUAUUGGUAUAAAUUACUACACUGCACAAUAUGCAGCUAACGUUCCUGUUGCCAAUACCGUCAACAUUAGCUAUUCAUCAGAUUCUCUUGCUAAUUUGACCACCAGUCGCAAUGGCAUCCUUAUCGGUCCACAGGCGGCUUCAAGUUGGCUACAUGUCUAUCCAAGGGGGUUCAGAGAUCUUCUACUAUACGUGAAGGAAAAAUACAACAAUCCUCUUGUUUACAUAACUGAAAAUGGGCUUGAUGAAUUCAAUAAUGCAACCUUGCCGCUAGAGCAAGCCCUGAAGGAUCCCAUGAGGAUAGAUUACUACCACCGCCAUCUUUUGUUUCUUCAAAGGGCUAUUAAGGAGGGUGUAAAUGUGAAAGGAUACUUUGCAUGGUCACUCUUAGACAACUUUGAAUGGGCCUCUGGUUAUACAGUGAGGUUCGGCAUCAACUUUGUCGACUACAAAAAUGGCAACAAAAGAUAUCCGAAGCAGUCGGCCAUUUGGUUCAGGAAUUUCCUACAGAAAUAGAUAUAGCUACCUAAUCUGAAUAUCAUAUGUUAUAAUAAAAUAAUUAUGUUAUAAUUUUAGUUAAAGCACUUAUCUAGUCUUUUCGUUGUAUUUCUAUUUUCAUAUUUCUUGUUGAUAAAUCUCAUGUAUGGGCGUUGCCUUUAUCUUUCUUAUUA